GUGGGUCAAGUCCAAAGAGAGGGGAUGCACUAGGGGUACGAGCUUUUCUUCUGCCUGAAAAUGGAAACCUCUCUGAGCUUCACGAGCUCGAGUUUGGUUCCCGCCAAGCCCGCGCCUUUCCCCCCGCCCCAUUCCAACUUCAUUUCUUCGAGAUUAAAAAGCUCCAGACUUGAGAAGAACCGAAAGAAUAAUAAUUUGUUUCUGGUGAAAGAUUCUGGGUCGAGCAACAAUGGUUCUUUUAGCCCUUUUCCUGUUUUUCCUAACAAUAUUUCCUUGGAAGAGGCCAUUGGAGCAGAAUAUGGAGAGGGAUUUGAGACAUUUAGAGCAGAUGGAUUACUCAAAGUUGAUGUUGAUUUUCUUAAUGACAAACUGCAAGAAGGUUUUUUGAAGAGAAUCCGUUAUGCAAUGAAGCCUGACGAGGCUUAUGGAUUAAUUUUCUCUUGGGACAAUGUAGUGGCAGACACUCAAGCUCUAAAGCGGAAUGCUUGGAAUCAGCUUGCUAUUGAAGAAGGGAAGGAAAUUCCUGAAGAUAACGGCACACAAAGGCUUUUGCUUCAAGAGGGUGUUGAUAAUGUACUAAAUGAGGUUUUGCAAUGGGAAAUGGAAGAAAAUGAUUUAUGUAGAUUGAAGUUAAGGUUAUCAGAGUUAUUCUGUGACAAUUUAGUCAAAUUUUCAGAACCAAUAGAGGGGCUGAACGAAUGGCUUGAUGCUGUUUCUACAGCACGCAUUCCAUGUGCUGUUGUUUCGAGUCUCGAUCGAAAAAUUGUGGUUGAUGCCUUAGAACAUCUGCGCCUCAACAAGUAUUUUCAGGCUAUUGUGACAGAGGAGGAUGGUAUGGAGUCCAUAGCACACAGGUUUCUAUCUGCAGCAGUUAAGCUGGACCGGAAGCCGUCAAAGUGUGUGGUGUUUGAAGACGAUCCGAGAGGCAUAACGGCUGCCCACAACUGUACGAUGAUGGCCAUAGCACUCAUCGGUGCUCACCCGGCGUAUAGAUUGGGGCAGGCCGACCUCACAGUUGGUGGCUAUAACGACCUCUCGGUCAUCAACCUCAGGAGAUUAUUUGCACACAAAGGCUCCAACUUUAUGGACUUGCAGAAGCAAGUCAUGGAGAAGACUCCUCCUAGAAGGAAGCUCACUGUUGACACCUUUUUCUGAUCCAAUUUCAGAUACUUUUGACGAGCAUGCGGUAGAUGGCAAGGAAUUGUCUGGGUUUAUGUGCUAGCAUAUGAUUUGAGGCAAAUGUCUGAUCAAUUCAGAUAAGAGGUCUUAACCAUUCAGACUCUGUAUAAUACUUAACCAUUCAGAGGCAAAUCUCUUAACCAUUCAGACAUCUGAACCAUUAAGAGGCUGAAACAAACAGUCUGAAUCAUU
Cuscuta campestris is the source of this 1371-nucleotide messenger RNA. The record is from the annotation of a GenBank genome assembly. NCBI's taxonomy places the organism in Eukaryota, Viridiplantae, Streptophyta, Magnoliopsida, Solanales, Convolvulaceae.